CGACAAACAAACACAACAAACAUGAAGACCAUUGUUUUCUUGGGACUCCUGGCUGCCGCCGUCGCUGCUCCUCAAGGGGUAACAGAGCCAAUUCCUAUUGUGCGUCAAGAGAGCGAAGUCAACCCUGAUGGCUCCUACCAAUGGUCGUAUGAAACCGGUAAUGGCAUCGUAGCUGAUGAAAAGGGAGCCCUGAAGAACAUCGGCGCCGAGGAACCGGCUCUAGAAGUGCAAGGCCAAUUCCAGUACCCGAGUGAAGAGGGUGGUAACAUCCAGUUGAGCUACAUUGCUAACGAGAACGGAUUCCAACCUCAAGGCGCUCACCUACCUACUCCACCUCCAGUGCCUGAAGCCAUCCAGCGGGCUCUCGCCUACCUCGCCACCGCCCCGCCACAACCAGAGAACAGGAGACGCUAAAUAAACCUAACCUUUAUUUAAUAAUUAAUUCAAAGGUUUGCCAGUUAGUCAUUAAUAUGCUAAAGGGAUAAUACAAAAAAAUCGAUGUUUGUUCCUAAAUAUGUCUAGCAACCAAAACUAUUUAGGGAUCUAUAUUGAUGUUGUGAGUUUUAAACGAAUUUUGUAAAUAUUUUUAAACGUAAUAUUAAUAAUUUUACAUAUAAAUAUUUGUGUACAAUUUAAAUGCCUUCCAUUAUUUAUGGCCCAUAUUAAAACCUGUUUC
Molecule: messenger RNA, 676 nt
Organism: Chilo suppressalis (striped riceborer)
Lineage: Eukaryota; Metazoa; Arthropoda; Insecta; Lepidoptera; Crambidae
Source: the annotation of a GenBank genome assembly